Molecule: messenger RNA, 2008 nt
Organism: Asparagus officinalis (garden asparagus)
Lineage: Eukaryota; Viridiplantae; Streptophyta; Magnoliopsida; Asparagales; Asparagaceae
Product: (R)-mandelonitrile lyase-like
Exons: 5
Coding region: 167-2008 (613 amino acids)
Molecular function (GO): oxidoreductase activity, acting on CH-OH group of donors; flavin adenine dinucleotide binding
Source: RefSeq, a predicted model, not a curated record
UCGAAGGCGCCAUUUCCCUCUCUACAAAUUAAAGCUCUCAAACCAACUCCUCACCCAUCUCCUUUCUCUUUUGCUCGUGAGAAAAAAAAAACAAAACAAAAACAAAAGCAAACGUUCCAAAUUUCCCCCAAAUUCUCAAAGAAAAAACCCUAAUUUCAAGAAAACAAUGGCGAUCAGACCCUCAUCAACCCUUUUCUUCCUCCUCCUCCUCCCGAUCUUCUUGUCCCAGAUCCUCUCUUCGUCUCAGGAACCAGGGGGAACCACUCCCAGCUACGCGCGCUUCACCUUCGACGCCACCCUGUACCCGCCGGAGGACGACGACGACUACAUCAUAAUCGGGACCAUCGGCUGCCCUCUCGCUGCCACCCUCUCCGCCGCCGGCCACCACGUCCUCCUCCUCGAGCGCGGCGGGACCCCCGACGAGUUCCCCUCCCUCAGCUCCCAGGACGGAUUCCUCCAAACCCUGGUUGCCGCCAACAGCCUCGAUUCCCCCGCCCAGUCCUUCGUCUCCGACGACGGCGUCCCCAACGCUCGCGGCAGAGUCCUCGGCGGAUCGUCGGCGAUCAACGCCGGAUUCUACAGCCGGGCUCACAGGGAGUUCUUUAAUGCUUCCGGUGUCGAGUGGGACCCGAAGAUGGUGGAAGAGUCCUACGACUGGGUGGAGAAGGCGGUGGCGUUUAGGCCGGAGCUGAAGAGUUGGCAGUCCGCAGUGAGGGAUGGAUUGAUCGAGGCCAAUGUAACGCCGUAUAAUGGGUUUACAGAGAGGCACGUGGAGGGGACAAAGAUUGGGGCAUCUACUUUCGAUUCAAGCGGGAGGAGGCAUAGUGCUGCUGAUUUGCUGGCAUUGGCGAACGCGGAGAAUUUGAGGGUGGCGACUAGGGCUAGCGUGGAGAGGAUCUUGCUCAAUUCAAGUCUAUCUUCAGGUUGGUUUUCUUUUGGAUGUCUGUUGGAUAUCCUGUGGCUGCUGACUGCUACUAGGUCUGCUAGUAGUGGUAAAUAUGCAUGUAACCUGUUAGCCUCAACAGGUGACCGUCGUGGCCAUCACCACCACGCAAUGACUCGCCAAGGCGGUGAAGUCAUCCUCUCUGCUGGCGCCCUUGGAAGCCCACAGCUCCUCCUCCUCAGCGGGAUUGGUCCCCGCCCCCACCUCUCUUCAUGGGGCAUCCCCAUCGCAGUCCAGCACCCAAAUGUGGGCCAGUUCAUGUAUGACAACCCCCGCAACGGCAUCUCCAUUAUCCCCUCUGUCCCUCUCGAGCACUCGCUCAUCCAGGUAGUCGGCAUCACCCACAACGGCACCUUUCUUGAGGCCGCCUCCAAUGUCGUCUCCUUCCGUCCCCCUCGCUUCCCUUUCCUCCCUGCUGCCUCCUCUCCUAUCCACCUCACCGUUGCCACCAUCAUUGAGAAGGUCGCUGGCCCUACCUCUGUUGGCAGCCUCCGCCUAGCGACCCUCAACGUCCGUGACAACCCCCUUGUCCGUUUCAACUACUUCUCCACCAAGGAGGACUUGGACCGGUGCGUCGUGGGGAUGAGGAAGGUGGCGGAGGUGCUGGCGGCAAGGUCGAUGGAGGAGUUCAGGAUGACGAUGGGGUGGUGGUCCGGGGACGGGAGGAGGGAGUUUCGGUUUGUGGGUGCUGCGUUGCCAGCGAACAGGGAUGACGAUGCAGUGAUGGGAGAGUUCUGCAGGAGGACGGUGUCGACGAUAUGGCAUUAUCACUGUGGGUGCGUGGUAGGGAGGGUGGUGGACCGGGGGCUCAGGGUCAUCGACGGGUCGACAUUCUCAGUGUCACCGGGGACCAAUCCUCAGGCUACUCUCAUGAUGAUGGGCAGGUAUAUGGGAAGGAAAAUCAGUGAAGAUAGGCGCGAGAUGAGCAAUGUUGCUGACAAGAAGGGAAGGAAUCAAAGCACUUCUGGUAUACACAGACAAGAGUAUGCGUUAGCCAGAGACAGGCUAAGCAGAAAUAUAGACAUUGAGCUCUUCGUUAAUUUGUUGUUUGGACAAACACAAUAA